Molecule: messenger RNA, 885 nt
Organism: Linum trigynum
Lineage: Eukaryota; Viridiplantae; Streptophyta; Magnoliopsida; Malpighiales; Linaceae
Source: the annotation of a GenBank genome assembly
UUAUCAAUAAUUGUUACUGCUAGCUUUUGUUGAAGCAAGUAGUCAGAGGGAAACAACAAUCUGGUCGGAGAAAGAAAUCACCAGCUGCGGUAUGGCCGCAGGAAGAAAGGUCGAACGCCUCGGGGGGAAAAGCUCCUACUGCCCCCUCAAUUCCAUCCUAUCAGCCAAAAGAGACAUUCUCCAGCAGCUAGCGACAUGGGUGAUGCUGAUCCGGAAUUGGAGCAGCUGGGAAGGCUUGGGGAAUCGACGCCGUUGCUCAUUGCAGCAGCACGAGAAAUUUCACCACAUCCACGGCGGCGGCGGAACCCUAGUGUUGUUAUAUGCCGGGGGUCUGCGUUUGGAUGGUUAUUCAUGGUCCACCAAAUCCCUUCCAUCUUCCUACUCAACCCUCUCACCGGAUUCUCAAAUCCCCCUGCCGCCCAUCACGUCUUUCCCCGAUGUGUUGGAAUACAACCCCCAAAGACGAAACUUUGAGUUCGUUCACCGCUUGGAUGGUGACCAGAGGCUCGCUGUACAUGGCAGGACCUUCUUCCAAGAGCGCUUCUUCUGGAAGACUGCUGUCUCCGCGGAGCCCACUACAGAAGUACUGCGGCGAGUUCGGGCGGUGGCAGCUCCGCCACUUCGUCCUCACUAGGAGACCGACUUCCGCUGCCUGGGCGGCGCCGGCGCGUGCGACCCGAAAGGAGGGGUUUCUGGGCUGGAACCCGGGUCGUGGGAGUGGGCCAGGGGCCCGGACAGCUCGACGGUGGGCGAGUGGGGGCUGGUGUGUGGGGAGAAGUACAAGGUCGGGCUGGUCCAGGCCGCUUUCUUCGGUGGCUGCAUGAUAGGUCAUGGGAAGGAUGGAAGAAUUGCUUUCCAAAAUGCUGGAACGGGCACCUUUAUUUC